AUGUUAGAACUUUUAGCAAUAUCAUUUACAUUUACAUCAUUAGUAAAAAUUCUUUUAAUUAUUAUUAUUAAUAUGAUUGUUGGUAAUCUAUGGUAUUCGCCAUUAGGUUUUCAAAAACAAUGGAUGAAAGCAAUGAAAUGGUCAGAUUGUGAGACCUGUGAUAGUAAGGUUGUUAUGAUGGCUCUUUUUAUGGCACAUUUAGGAACUUUAUUAAGUUCUAUAUUUUUAAAUUUAUUAUUAAUUGCAUUCAAUAUUCGAAAACAUCAAUAUCUUAGUGCUAUGUUGACCGCUGGAAUAUUAUGUGGAUUUUAUGCUUUCAACGGUUGGAAUCGUGUAUUUUUUACAAAAAAAUCUGAUCGCCAAUCUCAACGCACAUUAUAUUUAAUUGAUAUUAGUUAUAAAUUUGUUCUUUAUUCACUUGUAUCACUUGUAUUAGUUAGCUUUUAA
Rotaria sp. Silwood1 is the source of this 447-nucleotide messenger RNA. NCBI's taxonomy places the organism in Eukaryota, Metazoa, Rotifera, Eurotatoria, Philodinida, Philodinidae. The record is from the annotation of a GenBank genome assembly.